Molecule: messenger RNA, 1401 nt
Organism: Lactuca virosa
Lineage: Eukaryota; Viridiplantae; Streptophyta; Magnoliopsida; Asterales; Asteraceae
Source: the annotation of a GenBank genome assembly
AUGAAGACAUCUUUUGUCUUCCUCUUGGUUCUAACUCUAGCUCUUUCCUUUUCAUCUGCAUAUUCUCAAGAUUUUAUAAGCUGCGUAGAAUCCAAAUCAACCAAUGCGAGCUCCAUUUCUCAGCUCAUUUACACCCCUGGCAAUGCUUCUUUCCUACCCAUUUGGCAAUUCGCAGUCCAAAACACAAGGUUCCUUAAACCCUCCACUCCUAGACCAUCAAUCAUCGUGACACCUACGGAUGAAUCACUCAUCCAAACAUCUAUUCACUGUGCCAAGAAACAUGGGUACGAGAUCAGGAUCAGAAGUGGGGGGCAUGACUUCGAGGGCCUCUCAUACACUGCGGAUGUUCCAUUUGUUAUGAUCGAUCUCAACAACAUGAGAUCUAUAGACAUAGACGUAGCUAACAGUACUGCAUGGGUGGGGACAGGCGCUGUGCUUGGUGAACUUUACUACAGUAUUGCACAGAAGUCCAACAACACCUUGUAUUUCCCCGGGAUGUCAAUGGAAACAUUCUUGAUAGGAAGUCGAUGGGUGAAGAUUUGUUUUGGGCGAUUCGAGGAGGUGUUGCUUCCAGUUUCGGAGUCGUUGUUGCAUGGAAGUUGCAGUUGGUUCCUGUUCCAGAAAAAAAAAUUUGUACAUAAGAUCCCAAGUGGCUUCGGAAUUUAUCGGCAACACCCCACCCAGAAAACCAUACGAAUUAUCUUCCAAGGAAUUUAUCAGGGCACAACCAACACAUUGCUUCCGGUGUUGGACAAAGUUUUUCCAGAGCUCGGUGUUACACGAGAGAUUUGUCAGGAAAUGACAAGUGUCCAGUCAACACUUGUGUUUUUUGGAAGGCCAAGCUCCACCCCGCUUGAGAUUCUUACAAACCGAUCUGCCAUACCCAAGUCAAACAGCAAAACUAAAUCAAACUUCGUCCGAGAACCGAUCCCCAUAUCCGGAUUGAGAGAAAUCUGGAAUAAGUUUUUUGAAAACGAUUUGUCGGGUGGUUUGCUUAUCAUUCCUGCUGGAGGAAGAAUGGAUGACUACUCAGAGACAGCGACACCAUAUCCUCAUAGAGCUGGAACCUUGUACUUGUUGGCUACUAGUGUAAAUUUUGUAGGUCAAGCUAACGAUACAACCCCUGUAUCGCUUAGAAGAUUAGCUUGGUUGCAAAGCUUAGAAGAGUUGUUGACUCCUUAUGUGUCACAGAACCCGAGGGAGUCGUAUGUCAAUAACAAUGAUCUGGAUAUCGGUGUUGGGGCUGCGAAUUAUAUGGAAGCAAGUGUUUGGGGCGAGAGGUACUGGAAGAGGGACAAUUUCAUGAGGUUGAUUCGAAUCAAGGCUAAAGUUGAUCCCGAUAAUUUCUUUAAGUUCCCACAAAGUAUCCCAGUCUUUAAGCGCCGAGGUCUCGCACAAUAA